Molecule: messenger RNA, 6482 nt
Organism: Xenopus laevis (African clawed frog)
Lineage: Eukaryota; Metazoa; Chordata; Amphibia; Anura; Pipidae
Gene: kdm6b.L
Product: lysine (K)-specific demethylase 6B L homeolog
Exons: 25
Coding region: 597-5792 (1731 amino acids)
Biological process (GO): chromatin remodeling; regulation of gene expression; heart development
Cellular component (GO): nucleoplasm; MLL3/4 complex; nucleus
Molecular function (GO): metal ion binding; chromatin DNA binding; histone H3K27me2/H3K27me3 demethylase activity
Source: RefSeq, a predicted model, not a curated record
GAGGAGGGCACACACAGAGCUGGGGGAAGGGAGCUGAGCUUUCUUUGUUUGAAUACAGACUGGGGAAAAGAGAGACAGAGUGUGAGAGAGAGAGAAAAGAAGAGAGAGACAAACAGUUGGCCCUGUAACCUGGGCCGGGAGGGGGAGUCUCAGCCACAUUGGGAUUAUCUGUCGCUGCUGGGAAUGAGGAGGGAGCUGCAUGUUUGUAUUACUCACUGGGACCCACCGAAGUGCCCCCAACCAGUGUGAACUCCCCAACCCUCGUGACCCAAAUCCUACAAGAAGAAACCAUUGCAGGAGGCUGAGAAGUCUGAGGAGAUACCAUCCACCUUGUACAAGGAGCUCUCAGCCUACAAGGUCCAUGGUGGCAGGAGAAAGAGGGGCUAAGCGAGUAAUGCCCUGCGGCACAUCCCAGCCGUGAGGAAAAGACUCGAUCAUCUGCAGGGAACCCGUAUGUGUGUGUGUGCAGCAGGGAUUUAACCAUCGCGCUGCCGCCUCUCCUCUGAACCCCAGCUCUUCUGUUGGUCAGACACAUCAUGCUGCUCCAUCAGCGCUUGUACGUUGAUCUCUGAAACUCCCUGCACUGAAACGGCUGGAUGUAUCGCUCACAGGAUCAGUUUGGCUCUCGCUUUCCCCGAGAUCCCUUCAUCAGUGGAGUGAACCCAACAUGGAGCCCUCCCCACCCCAGGCCGUGGGCCCCCGUGGGCAGAUGUUCUUCAAACAUGAAUCCACCUCAGCUGCCCCCUUACCUGCCCUCUGGUCAUGUGACUAACCAUCCCAGCAAACCUUAUUAUCCAAUCAGCUCCCCCCCUGGCCCCCGCAUAGGCAAGUUAGAGCGGGUGCACUCGUGUGUGCAAGCUCUGCUGAGGGACGAGCAACAGCCAUCUAUUUGGGAGCAGCUGGGUCAGAUCUAUGAGUCGGAACAGGACUGGGAGGAGGCCAUACGCUGCUAUCAGUCAGCUGCUCGAUAUCAUGGCGGCUACGAGCUCAGCGCCCACAUCUCCAGACUGCAGCAGGCUCACAUGUGGAACAUGCCAGCGACCCCCCAUCAUCGCCCCAAGUCUCUGCCCCCUCUGAAACAAGUCUGGGACCUUAUGCAACACGAGCAAAAGAGACAUUUUGGAGCUAAAAGGUGUCCCCCACAGCUGAAGCGCCCUGUGCCCCCCUCAGAUGCUUCCGCACUCCAGCUGAGCCCCCACAAUCCCCAUGGAGGGGAGGAACAACCAAUGAAACGGAGAAGGAGCAGGAGCCCUGAACAGCAAAGGAGGGGGACCCCUGGCCUGCACUCUCCUCCAGCCUCCGUGGCUUCUGGGAGUUUGUACCAUCAAGCACCUGUGAAGCCCAAUGUUUGGAAUCCACUCACCCAUGUGCCCUGGGCUGAGCGCAGGGAGCGGCAGGAAUCCCGACCUCCCCACACGUCUUCUUACCCACCGUAUUGCCCUCCACGCCCUCUUCCUCCUCCCCCACCACUUCACCAGCAGCCCCGCCCUCCAAGUGACCUUAGUGAGGCUCGGGGACAGAGGUCUGCAGAGGUCAUCCCCCCAGCACCUCCCCCUCUCCAUGUGCCUUACGAUCACAGAAGACCCCGCGUCACCCCACCGAAUACCCAGAGGAAUGAUCUCACCUCUUCCUCUGAUUGCUACCAGAAUUCUGCAGACAGCCCAUCUAGAAACUGCCCUCCUCUUGUGGAACAGCUGGACUCCCCAAAAACCAUUUGUCAACCCCAGUUACCAGCUGUCUCCCGUCCUCCUCCUCCUCUGCAACAGGGAUGGCUGCCCCCCACAGCCAAAGAGGAGAUGAAGAAGGGAGACCCACUGGAGGAAAUUCUGUUUGGAGAUGGACCUACAAAGGUUAAACAGAAAGGGUAUUACCCAUCCUGUGACACUCAAAGAGAGGGCAAUGUCUACAACCACCAAACUCAGGGCAUUACCACCAGCAAAAUCAGGUCUGAGGCCUACCAGCCUGGAAGCCUGGAUCGUGUACUGCAGAAGAUUGAUGAAUCGGGGUUAAUUGCCCCAAAGAAGGAAGAGAAGAUGAAACCGGAAGUUAGAAAGCAUCCAAUGACCCCAGAGCUGGAUGUUGGAGGAAAUCAAUCAAGCCAUGGACUCUCUAGAGCUGAGGGCAGCUAUACUGGUGGGAAGGGAUCAUCCGAAAGUGAGGACAAAACUUCUUUCUGCACCUCUUUGGCCUCCCACCACAAAGAUAACUCAGGAAGCCUCCCCGUGCCAGGCUCAGUUACAUUACCAGCCAAGCCAAUGCCUAACCUGACUCGCAGGCCACUAAGUCCAAACUUGGCCUUCUCAGAGAGAACAGCAGCGUGUGGAAAGGAGAAGGAGCAACCCACUGGAUGCAACCAGCUCUUUGAAUUUCCCGGGGGGCAGCUGCACGAACCCUUUGAGGAAGCCGCAGAGUUUGCAAAAAUAUUACCUGACGGGCUUGAUGACAUCAUGAAAAUGCUUGAUGAGUCAAUAGAAAAGGAAGAGGAAGCGGUUGGGGAUUCUAGUGGAAAGGAUGAAAGUUCCUCCACUACAUCCAGCAGUCCACCAGCAGAGACCAUGCCAGCAUCCCAUCUAGUGAGCUCAAAGCAGACCACUGUUGUGAAAAAUCCCUUGCCAAAUGCCAAAACAGCAGAAGUCAGGCCAAGUGAAAUGUUCCCCUAUCACGGGCCUAAGAAAGCAAUGCUGGAGCAAGAAGCAAGCAAGGAGGCAAAGGCUGCACAACACAGGGGCAGCAGUGUUCUGAAAUCACUUGCAAAUGUUUUAGAGGGGCAGAAGUAUUGCUACCGAGCUGGCUCUGGGGUGAAGUCCACAGGUAACCCGGCAUACUUUACUGGUGCUAUGGUGAGCAAGCGUAAUGUUGACCCAUACGCUACGCAAACUACCUCACACCGGGCCUGGGACACCAAGCCAGGGACAGAAAUUGGGGCAGUUCCUACCUCAGAGGCUCUUAAACAAGGGGUAACCGAGAAAAGGGCAGGAGUGCGAACAGAGACUGACAUUCUGGAGGACAUUGCAAGAGCUUGUGAAACUUUGGUGGAGGGUACCAAGGGAUUGAUCUCCAGCAGAAUGGCAAAUGAGAGAGAAGAUGAGCCCAAAAAAUCAGAAAGGAUAGUUGACAGGAUGCCAGAUAUACAGCUGGGUGUGGAAAAAAGUGACUGCCGUUGGGAGGCACAUAAACAAGAAGGACCAGUUAAGCAGAAAGUAGAUUUUCAACAGAGAAGUGAUACACAGAAAGAAGUUUUUGAGAAGAAGUCAGAGGCUCCCUGGGGGACCAACAAGCAGGAGUGUAUUGAGAAGAAACUGGGGGGAGACAAAUCACGUGUCCCUGUUGAAAGGAAGCUUGAGACUUUGCAAGAGACCGAUGUGCAGGAUGGAGUUGCUGAAAUAAAGCAGGAAACCUCUUCUGGAAUAUUCAGGCAAGAAGUGGUAGAGAGGCAGGAGGUGGCUCUUGAGAGAGAAUCCAAAAAGUCAUUGAAGGGAUCAUCAGAGAAAAAAUGUCCCCCAUGUACGGCUGACUCCCCCUCAGGUACAGCCAGGGAAGAUCCCUCAAAACUACAAGGUGCUAAUGUUAAGGAGGCUGUAAAAGUGGAAGGGACAAAUAAGAGACUGCAAGGGGCAAAUGACCGAGAAUCACCAAAAAAGAACACCGAAUCACUGGUCCAGGGAGGGUUGAAUAAAAACAUGUCGGCUGAAUUAGCAAAAUUAAGUGCUGAUAUCAAGGACACUAAGUCAACUGAGGAAGCACCUGUGCCAGUAAUGGAGGCAGAAGAUGAUGGCACAAGAAGGGAGGCUGAAAAACCCAUUGAGAGGUUGACCAUUUCUCUGUCAGCCCCUGCUCGGAGCAAAGAGGAGAGCAGGAGGAGAGAGAGGAAGCACAGGAAGUCCAGGAGGGACCGUAGUAAGAAGGCAAAUGAACGCAGGUCUCUGAAGGACAAGGAAAGGCAAGUUCUGGGCAACCUGGAUCUCCAGAGCCAGUGCCGGGACACCACAAAUUCUACCCUUAAACAGGGUUCAAGGAAGUCAGAUACUGGUCGGCGAGGGUGCGAGGAAGCACAUCACCAUCAGGCUACCCCACCUACUGCCCCAACUUCCACACCACCUCUAACAUCCAAUGUCACGGCUAACUCUGACCUUCUAAAGAUGAGACCAUUCACUGAAGGGCCACCCAAAGAGCUAAAGAUCCGUCUCAUAAAGGUUGAAAGUGGCGACCGGGAGACUUUUAUAGCCUCAGAGGUAGAAGAGAAAAGGUUGCAGGCCAGCGAGCUGACCAUUAAUAACACCGCUGCGGAGAUUGUGAGGGCCACCAGGAAUAUGGUGCUAAAAGGGAAGUUCAAAGAGUCCUACGUGCUGCCCUCAAUGUCUGUGAAGCCGCCCGUGGGGACGGAGCAAAAUCUUCCACGAGAGAAGCUAAACCCGCCAACCCCUAGUAUAUAUCUGGAGAGUAAACGAGAUGCCUUCUCCCCUGUCCUGCUUCAGUUCUGCACCGACCCCAAAAAUCCUAUCACUGUAAUCCGUGGUUUGGCCGGAUCCCUGCGUCUCAACCUCGGACUCUUCUCCACCAAAACUCUAGUUGAUGCUAACGGGGAACACACGGUGGAGGUUCGCACUCAGGUACAGCAGCCAUCCAAUGAGAACUGGGACCCGUCCGGCACUCAGCAGGUCUGGCACUGUGAGAGUAGCCGUUCCCACACCACCAUCGCCAAAUAUGCACAGUAUCAGGCCUCCUCCUUCCAGGAGUCUCUGCAGGAGGACAAGGAAAGUGACGAUGACUCCAAUGAGCCAGAUAGUACAACGGAAAACCCACCCCCCAGCACAAACCAGGAGCACAAGACCCCACAGAUAAUCAAGUUUGGCACCAAUAUUGAUCUGUCUGAUCCCAAAAGGUGGAAACCUCAGUUACAGGAGCUACAGAAGUUACCUUCCUUCAUGCGUGUUGCAUCCAAUGCCAACAUGCUUAGUCACGUGGGCCAUACUAUACUUGGCAUGAACACCGUUCAGCUGUACAUGAAGGUUCCGGGCAGCAGGACCCCAGGUCACCAGGAGAAUAACAACUUCUGCUCUGUGAAUAUAAACAUUGGCCCCGGGGAUUGCGAAUGGUUUGCUGUGCAUGAAAAUUACUGGGAGAAAAUCAGCGACUUCUGCGACAAGCAUAAUCUGGACUACCUGACCGGAUCCUGGUGGCCAGUCCUGGAAGACCUGUUCCAUGCCAACAUCCCAGUUUAUAGGUUUGUUCAGCGCCCAGGAGACCUCGUGUGGAUCAACGCCGGGACAGUCCACUGGGUCCAGGCCACAGGCUGGUGCAACAACAUCGCGUGGAACGUGGGUCCUCUGACACCCUAUCAGUACCAGCUGGCCCUGGAGCGAUUUGAGUGGAAUGAAGUGAAGAACGUCAAAUCCAUUGUCCCCAUGAUCCAUGUGACCUGGAACGUGGCCCGGACCGUAAAAAUAAGUGAUCCGGACCUGUAUGGUAUGAUCAAGUACUGUCUCAUGCAGUCUAUAAAGCACUGCGUUUUGCAGAGGGACAGCCUGAGCAACCGCGGCAAGAAGAUCGCCUACCAGAGCAGAGUGAAAGAUGAACCCGCCUAUUACUGCAACGAGUGCGAUGUGGAGGUGUUUAACAUCUUGUUUGUGACCAGCGAGAGCGGAGGGAAGAACACUUACCUGGUGCACUGUGAGAGCUGCUCGCGCACCGCUAGUAACGGCAACGUCGUCAUCCUGGAGCAGUUCAAGGCGGAGGAGCUGAUGCAAAUAUACGACAACUUCCACCUGGCCCCACCUCCAAACUUCCGGUGAGUCUCCGCCCCCUUCCUAUGCUGUUCCUUCAACAGUCUCUACCCAUCUACCACCGAGCCAACCAAUCAAAACUCCCCUCCUGCCCGGUAUCAGGGAAGAGGGAGGGGGCGGUGCUUAUGCAAACCAGCUAAUCGCAGAAGAAAAGUUCACACAAUGGAGGGGAGUAAAUCACAGACCGGCAGCUUUUUGUCUCACUCUUCAGCCAAUUGCAGGCCUUGUUUACACAGAACCCGCCCCCCUCGCGGGAACAGCCAAUCAGGAUGCAGGAUCCGUUGUGUCCUUUUCGAAUUUUAUUAUUUCUUUUUUUGUUUUUGUAAUUUUAUCAGGAAUAUUUAUUCUGAAAUCUUGAAUCUUGUGACUUUGGGGGCUUUAUCGGGGGAGGUGGGCUUGUAUUCAUUUGUGGGAUAUUUUUGUGGGGUUUUUUCGUUGCAGGUGGGGAACACUGCAUGGGUUUUAUUUUUUAAAGAAACUUUAAAUUAAGUUUAGAGUGGUGCUCUGCUUUUCAACUAGUACAGGGGGAGAUCGAGGCCUCGCGCGGCCUUCUCUCUCUGCUGAGAGUCUUACAGUGGGGGCAUUGUCUAUAAGCUUGUGUGGGGGGCAACUCCUGGGGGUGACUGUGAGACACAUGGUGGAUCUUGUGGUAUUCUAACUCUGACUGCAGCAUGAGUGGAGUGCUGUUGUCUAGUCUUA